AUAUAUAUAUAUAUAUAUAUAUAUAUAAGAGAAAUAAUUCUUUAUAAUUUUAAACAUUAUUAGUAUUUUAUUAUCAGCCAAAUGAAUACAGUUGAUAAAGCUAGUGAUUCUACUGAAAGUAUAAAUGGACAUAAAGUACAUAAUGUGGAAGAAAUUCAAAUACCUGUACCAUGGGGUUACUUAAGCGGCAAAUGGUGGGGACCAAUGGAUCAACAGCCCAUAGUAGCAAUACAUGGCUGGCAAGAUAAUGCUGGAACAUUUGAUAAAUUAAUUCCAUUAUUACCAUCAAAUGUAGCCAUUCUAGCUAUAGAUUUGCCAGGUCAUGGUCUAUCUUCCCAUCUUCCUACUGGACAAUUUUAUUAUGUAUUUUGGGAUGGGCUUGUUAUACUACGCAAAUGGUGGGGUCCUAAAGGGAUCCAACCAAUAGUGGCUCUGCAUGGACGUCAAGAUAAUGCUGGCAGUUUUGACACUUUGAUUCCUUUAUUAUGUGAUGAGAUUUCAGUACUUUGUUUGGAUAUGCCUGGUCAUGGUUUAUCUUCCCAUUAUCCAAAAAGUCAAUACUAUUAUGUUUACUGGGAUGGUAUUAUUCUACUUCGUAGAAUUGUAAAAUAUUUCAAAUGGAAGAAGGUCAAAUUACUUGGACAUUCCUUAGGAGGGGCAAUAUCAUUUUUAUAUGCUGCAUUUUAUCCUGAUGAAGUGGAAUUCAUGAUAAGUUUAGAUAUUGCAAGUCCUAGUGUAAAAGAUGUGGCAAAAAAUGUUGCUAUACUCAGUGAUAGUAUUGACAAAUUUUUAAAAUAUGAAUUGCUACAAUCUGACAGUAUUCCAUCUUAUAGUUAUGAUGAAGUGCUUAGCAUUGUUGAAGAUGCUUAUAAAGGUUCCAUAACCAGAGAAAGUGCCAUAAUAUUAAUGAAACGUGGUUUGCGACCUGCCAAUGAAUCCGAACGAUAUUAUUUUUCACGUGAUCCGCGAUUAAAGGUAACAUUUUAUUCGUUAUGAUAUAUAAUUUAUAUAUAUAUAUAUAUAUAUAUAAUAUUAUAUAUAU
This is a messenger RNA of Apis florea (little honeybee), 1042 nucleotides long. RefSeq names its product putative serine hydrolase. The record is from RefSeq and is a predicted model, not a curated record. Lineage: Eukaryota; Metazoa; Arthropoda; Insecta; Hymenoptera; Apidae. Gene Ontology annotation, cellular component: membrane.